Trichomonas vaginalis G3 is the source of this 1095-nucleotide messenger RNA. Its product is annotated as ribonuclease inhibitor domain-containing protein. NCBI's taxonomy places the organism in Eukaryota, Parabasalia, Trichomonadida, Trichomonadidae. Bases 1 to 1095 code for a protein of 364 amino acids. The transcript has a single exon. The record is from RefSeq and is a predicted model, not a curated record.
AUGGCAGCAUUUCAAAGCACUAAGUUAACAAGUAUUGAUAUUCCAAAAAGCUUACUAUAUGUUGACAAUUUGGAUGAUUCUACAUUUUGGGGUGGAGUUUUCCAAUAUAAUAUAAAUUUAAUGUCGAUUAAUAUUCCGUAUGAUAGUUCAUUAAAAAGUAUUGGCUAUUAUGUUGCUUCAGGAGCUCCAUUUACCCGAAUUUUUAUUCCAAAGUUUUGCUACAUAACUAAGCAACCAUUUAUGUGGAAUGGAAAUCUCCAGACAAUUGAAUUACAUCCAGAAAAUCCUUAUCAUAAACUAUAUAAAGGGUGCCUCUAUUCAUAUGAUUACUCAUCUCUUUGUUGCGUUCCUGCAGAUCUUCAAGAAAAUUUUGAAUUUCAUCCAUUUUGUUAUAAAUUAAAUUUUGCUUGCUUUCAUGCUUUUCAUAUUAAAAUUGAUCUCGUUAUUCCCCCUCAAAUUAAUGAAAGUGAGACGCUUCCUUUUUAUGAAUGUUACCCUCGCUCAAUAAUAUUUGAAAAUAAUUUUGAUUGUUUUGACAGAGAAUACUUUCGAGGAUCAAAUUCCAGAUUAGUUUUACCAAAGAUUCUGAAGAUUGUUAAUGCAAAAAGUUUUAAUUAUAUUUUGAGUAGUUAUAUAGAGUUCUAUUCUGAAAUGGAGUUGAUCAAAUCAAAUGCAUUUAAUAACUGUCCUUAUUUGGAGUUUGUUAAGUUUAACAAAUUAAAAAAUCCAUUGAUGAUAGAGACAAAUGCAUUUGUUAAUUGUCUAAAGCUGAAAGAAAUUAUUUUUCCAUUUGAAAGUGCUGAUUUUACAACAUUUAAUUCUUCUGCUCUUUCAAUGUGUAAUUCAUUUAAAGGAAUUAAAUACUAUCUAACAUUAACUAAAAACAUCAGGCAACAAGCAUUUAAAUCAAACGAUUUUAUCGAUAUCGAAGUUUAUUAUUCAGAUACUGAAAUAAACAAAAGUUGUGGACAUGUAACAAUUAAACAUCCAUUUGAUCAACAUUGUUCAAUAAACAUUAAUUCAUGUAAUAUAAAUGUUUACAGAUCAAUUUUUGAAUUAGAGUAUACAUGCACAUAUAUAUUUGUAAUCGAAUAA